GAUCCACUGCAAAGGGCAGUACCGCCGAGGUACCACCUCCCCGCUCGCGGACCAGCCGUUGCCGUUCGGAAACGACAAUGGCGGAGGCGACGCCGACGAGGGUGUUCGUGUACGGCACCCUGAAGCGCGGGUUCCCCAACCACCCCCUCCUCGUCGCCUGCGCUUCCCCCUUCGUCGGGGCCGCCUCCACUGCCGCCCCAGCCUCCCUCGUCAUCGGCCCCUACUCGGUCCCCUUCCUCCUCCCCACCUCUUCCUCCUCCUCCUCCUCCGGCCGCGUCGUCUCCGGCGAGCUCUACGCCCCAUCCCCCGCCGCUCUCGCGGAGCUCGACGCCUUCGAGGGCACCCACAUCGGCGUCUACGAGCGCCGCCCGAUUACCGUCGUGGCCGAUGGAUCGGGCGAGGUGGUGGAGGCGGAGGCGUACUUCGCGCACCCGAGCUACGCGGAGGCGCUCUGGCGGCGCUGCGGCGGCGAGGCGGCCGAGAUCGGGGAGUACACCGCGGACCAUGCCAAUAGGUACAUCCCAAUUACUGAGCGCAUUACCGACGCCACUGGGCUCAUCGAUGCCAUCCAUAGGUUCCUCGCCACUGCCCCAGACAACUGACUUGGUGUUUAUGGAUUGGUACCCGAAUCUGUCACCUGUUGUUUCCUUGGCUAGUGCUUUGGUCGCAGCUCUUAUUUGGUGGAGCCUGCGAUGAAUUUUUAAAUGUAUUCAUGCUGCAAAUUUGCAGACACUCUUUUGUGCUAUUCGCAGUUGUUUUCAGAAUCACUUAGUCCAAGGUUUUGGACAAACCAAUCAAGGUUUGCAAAAGUCAGUUUGUCUAUUCAGUACUGAUUGUAUACAUUAUUGGAAUGCCAACUAUUAAGUUUAUCAAAUGCAACAUAGUUGUAGUGUCCUGAA
Messenger RNA from Setaria italica (foxtail millet), 899 nucleotides. RefSeq names its product putative gamma-glutamylcyclotransferase At3g02910. NCBI's taxonomy places the organism in Eukaryota, Viridiplantae, Streptophyta, Magnoliopsida, Poales, Poaceae. The coding region runs from base 78 to 602 and encodes 174 amino acids. The record is from RefSeq and is a predicted model, not a curated record. Gene Ontology annotation, molecular function: gamma-glutamylaminecyclotransferase activity. The transcript has 2 exons.